CUCAACCACUUUUCCCUUGCAAAUCUGCAACUGCAAUGCCCAUUUUCGCCACCAAACACGCUCUCUUUAAGCUAACCAUCGCGCCCCCCGUUCUCUUAGCACGUACACUUGCACACACUCUGCAAACUGAAGGUGCCGGACUAGUAGCUCCGUGUCACUGUCACCAACCAGAGCCAGAGCCAUGGGGGCCAGCCUGAGCCUGGUGCCGGUGCUCGACUACUUCGCCCGCCGCGAGUGCCUGCGCGCCGGCCUCCACCAGAACGCCGUCACGCUCCCGUACCCCGACGGCGGCGCCGGGGCGACCUGCACCGUCCAGUACUGGGCUCCGCAGGGGGAGCCUGAGCUCCCGCCGCUCCUGCUGGUCCACGGCUUCGGGCCCCGGGCCGACUGGCAGUGGCGCUGCCAGGUGGGGCCGCUCUCGCGCCACUUCCACGUCAUCAUCCCCGACCUCCUGGGCUUCGGCGGCAGCGCGUACCCGUCCGAGACGGCGCCGCCGCCGACGGAGGCGACGCAGGCCGCGGUGCUGGCGGCGCUGCUGGGCGCGCUGCCCGGGAUGGAGCGCCGGCGCGUGGCCGUGGCGGGCACCAGCUACGGCGGGUUCGUGGCGUACUGGCUGGCCCGCGAGGCGGGGCCCGCCAGGGUCGGCCCCGUGGUGAUCGCCAGCUCCGACCUGCUCAAGACGGCUGCCGACGACAGGGCGUUCCUGAAGCGCGCCGGCGAAGGGUGGGGCGGCGUGGACGAGAUCCUCCUCCCCGCCGAGCCCGCCGCGCUGCGGAAGCUCCUGGAGCUGGCCUCCUGCCGCCCGCCGCCGCGGCUGGUGACGCCGGACUUCCUGCUCCGUGACUUCAUCCAGAAACUCUUCACGCAGAACAGGGAGCGGCUUGUCCAUCUGCUGAAGGGGAUUACGGUCGGGACAGAGAAGUUCCAAGUGACGCCAAUAUCUCAGGAAGUGCUGAUUGUAUGGGGAGACCACGACCAGCUGUUCCCGGUGGAGAAGGCGUUUGCGGUUCAGAGGGCUCUGAACGGGACCGCUAGGCUGGAGGUGAUACCGAAGACAGGCCACGCUCCUCAGCUGGAGGAUCCGGCUCGCUUCAACAAGGUCAUGCUGGACUUCUUGCUGGCUUCUCACAAGCCUGACCCCUCGGUUAGUGGUAGCGCGCAAUAAUUUACCAAGGUGCAUUGGCGAUUGGUCAGUGGUAGCCGACUCGAUUGUUUGUAAUAAGAUCGCUGGACAGGUUCAGUUCAUUCCAUUAAAUCAAUGGUAAAUUUCAAAAAGGAAAAAAA
Messenger RNA from Zea mays, 1284 nucleotides. RefSeq lists its product as uncharacterized. The record is from RefSeq and is marked validated. NCBI's taxonomy places the organism in Eukaryota, Viridiplantae, Streptophyta, Magnoliopsida, Poales, Poaceae. The transcript has 4 exons. Bases 182 to 1165 code for a protein of 327 amino acids.